AUUGUAGGAGAUUAAUCAGAUCAUCUUUCCCUUGGUGGAAUUGUUUUUUGAUUUAUUUUCUUGCUCAUUAUGAAAAGGGCUUCUUACCCAGAUUUCAUUCACUUAGUUUUGAUGAGCUUUCCCUCAACUGUCUCUUUUUAAUUUUUCAGGAGUCUUCCCUUUUCCAGCCUACCUCCACCUUUUGACCAUUCCCUCUUCAACCAUAAUUUUUUUUUCAGUUAACGCUAUUACUUUUGGAACAUUUCAAUAGAAUAAUAUAGUUUUUUUUUCAAAUGUUCAACAUAUCCCUUUCACCAGAUGUUCCUUUUCCCUUGGGGUAUUUGCUUCUCACAUAGGUUGGAAACUUCUAAUCUCUCAAAUCAUAUCGCCAUAUAUAUCAUUGCAAGACAGGUAAAUGAGUAUAAGAUGUGGUUACAUAUUUAUGUGGAAUAAAGUUUGUUUGAGCAUUGAAGGUAUAGAAUUAAGCUCUUUUACUUUCUAAUAAUAAUUAUUUUUCUCAUUUUCUCCUGGAGGUGUAUAGUAAAGACUUGAAUGAAUGGCUGAAGUAAAUCAUUCUACAGUGUCUGAAUUUGUGCUGCUGGGACUUUGUGAUUCAUGGGAACUUCAGAUUUUCUUUUUUCUUUUGAUAUUGCUGCUCUACGUGGCCAUUGUCUUAGGUAAUAUCUUUAUUAUGGUUUUAGUUAUCACUGACUCCCAUCUCCAUUCCCCCACGUACUUCCUGUUGGCCAACCUGUCUUUUGUUGAUUUGUGGCUUUCCUCAGUCACUACUCCAAAGAUGAUCACAGACUUGCUCAAGGAAAAUAAAAUCAUCUCCUUUGGGGGCUGCAUGUGUCAGAUCCUCUUUGUUCAUUUUAUUGGAGGGGGUGAGAUGGUGCUGCUCGUGGCCAUGGCCUAUGACCGUUAUGUAGCCAUAUGCAAGCCACUCCACUACACAGUCAUCAUGAGCCAAAGAAAAUGUAUUUGUCUUGUGAUGAUCUCAUGGGCUAUUGGAUUUGUACACUCUUUGAGUGAAUUUGCUGUGAUUGUGGAGCUGCCUUUCUGUGGCCCUAGAGUAGUGAACAGCUUUUUCUGUGAUAUCCCACUGGUGAUUGAGCUUGCCUGCAUUGAUUCCUAUUCUCUGGGAAUCUUGAUGAAUUCUGACAGUGGUAUUCUUGUUAUGACAUGCUUCAUUCUGUUACUGAUCUCCUAUACGUACAUCCUUUUCACAGUCUCCCAUUACUCCAAAGAUGGGGCAACCAAGGCACUCUCCACUUGCACUGCUCAUAUCACAGUGGUAGUGUUAUUCUUUGGACCCUGCAUCUUCAUCUAUGUGUGGCCACUUAACAUAACAUCGCUGGACAAAUUCAUUGCUGUGUUUUACUUAGUCAUCACACCUCUCUUGAAUCCAGCUAUCUAUACAUUUAGAAACAAAGAGAUGAAAAUUUCGCUCAGAAGAUUUAGAAGUCAGUAUGGGAGUUCUAGGCAGAAUUUGUAA
This is a messenger RNA of Trichosurus vulpecula (common brushtail), 1474 nucleotides long. RefSeq names its product olfactory receptor 4F4-like. The coding region runs from base 536 to 1474 and encodes 312 amino acids. Gene Ontology annotation, molecular function: olfactory receptor activity; G protein-coupled receptor activity. The record is from RefSeq and is a predicted model, not a curated record. Gene Ontology annotation, biological process: G protein-coupled receptor signaling pathway. Gene Ontology annotation, cellular component: membrane. The transcript has a single exon. NCBI's taxonomy places the organism in Eukaryota, Metazoa, Chordata, Mammalia, Diprotodontia, Phalangeridae.